GAGAACAUUCUUUCUUCUUUUAAUAAUUGUUGAUUGAACUUUUAUUAAAGAAGUUUUAGUUUUGUACAUUACAAAUAUGUUAAAAUUUUUUGGAAGUAAAAAACAGGCAACAUCCGCCACAGAAAAACAACACAAAACAACUGCAACUGCAAGCACCACAACAAGCACGACUAUAGACCCUAUAUCAAUACCUGGUGAUAAUAAGAUUAUUCCAGAAUUGGCACCACUAGAAGAAAAUCAAUUUAAAGAAAAUGAUUUAUUUAUGUUUAAUAAAGCGUUAAACUAUGUUGUUGUACGUACUUCACCAAAUUCGAACGAUAUUGAAAUACUUCAUCCUAUUACUGUUCCAAAAGAAUUUAUUAUUAAUCCAGAAACGGAAAAACUGGAAAUUAUUGAAGAUAAUAAUAAAAAUGAAAAAGAUAUAGAUAAACCUGUAAUGUUAAGUGGUGAACAACAACAAAUAUUACAUGAAAUAUAUUCUAAACAAAUAAUAAAAUCAAAGAACUCACCAUAUCAAUGCACGCUUAAACAAUUAUAUAAUGAUUAUAUAAUAGGAGAAGCAACCCGUAUCUCAUCGGUAGGAGAACCAAUAAUCACCAUUCAUACUCCUCAUUUAGAAACCAAAUUACGUAGAACGGGUGCACUUAGUAAUACAUGGCAUUUUAAUUUUGAAGAAAAAGAUUACAGAUGGAAACCAACCUCACUUGGUGCAAAAGAUUCCGAUUUAAUAUGUGAAUUAAUCGAAUAUGAAGUACCUCCUUAUACUAGUAGUAGCGGAAUUGGCAAAAAGAAAAAGAAAGAACUUGUGGCUACUCUGAAGAGGAAAAGUGAAAACUGGGAUAUGAUUGGUGAUCUACAAAUUCUUGAGAAAGCUUGGCAGAAUGUUAAACAACAUCGUGAUUUAGAAAUUCUUUUAGUAAUUAGUUGUUUAAUUAUGUUGGAUAUUAUUGAGACCUCGUAACAUUUUUACUUUUAAAUUAUAUAAAUAAAUAAAUAAAUUUACAUUU
Rhizophagus irregularis DAOM 181602=DAOM 197198 is the source of this 1007-nucleotide messenger RNA. RefSeq lists its product as uncharacterized. The record is from RefSeq and is a predicted model, not a curated record. Lineage: Eukaryota; Fungi; Glomeromycota; Glomeromycetes; Glomerales; Glomeraceae.